Megachile rotundata (alfalfa leafcutting bee) is the source of this 1827-nucleotide messenger RNA. RefSeq names its product UNC93-like protein MFSD11. NCBI's taxonomy places the organism in Eukaryota, Metazoa, Arthropoda, Insecta, Hymenoptera, Megachilidae. The record is from RefSeq and is a predicted model, not a curated record.
UCAAGUUAUACUGAUUGUUUUAAACUAUAGGCGUCGACUGCUGUGGUUAUUAGCCCACAUACAUACUAUUGGCAUAUGCACGUUUAAUUUGUUGCUUUACAUGUACUGUGAUGAAUAUUAGAACUUGACGUGUAAAUAAUUAAUGACAUUCUUUAUUCUUUUGUUUUUCAUUUAAAACAUUUUAACUUGUUCAUCAUGACGUUAGAUAGAAAUUUUUUAAACGUAAUAACAUUGAGUUGGGGUUUCAUGCUGGUGUUUACAGCAUUUCAAACAAUGGGCAAUAUUGAGAAAACCGUGCUGGACAGUAUUAAGAAGGAAACUCCAAAUUUCACUGGUGAAGGCUAUACUAGCUUAUCAAUAAUCUAUGCAGUCUUAGCCAUUUGCAACUGGUUAGCGCCGUCGUACAUCUCCAUGACAGGGCCAAGAGCUGCUAUAGUUACCGGUGCUUUCAGCUAUGUCUUUUUCAUAGCAAUUUUCUUCUGGCCACAAUAUAUUCUACUUUAUUGCGCGUCAGCAGUCCUAGGUCUUGGAGCUGCUUUGAUAUGGACAGGACAUGGGCAGUAUUUAACAGAGAACAGUGACUCUGAAACAAUGUCCAGAAAUGCAGGAAUAUUUUGGGCCAUAUUUCAAACUUCAAUGUUUACCGGCAAUCUCUUAGUUUAUUUUCUAUUUAUUGGAUCUGAAAUUAACGCUUCAACGAGAAAAAUUGUAUUUAGUGUUCUUACUGCGUUAGCAAUUGUUGGUACAUGCUUACUUGCCACCUUAAGAAAGUCAUCGCGAGGACUUAUUUUGGGUGAAAUUGAGGGUGCAAAUAGAGAACUUCAAAUACCAGAACCGAGACGAGAGGAACCAUUGUUAGCCGCUUGGAAUGCAUUGGCAGACGCAUUUAAACUUUUCAUUACUCCUAAAAUGCUUUUAUUAUCUUUUACAUUUGUGUAUACUGGAAUCGUGUUAACGUUUUAUUCUGGGGUUUACUCACCGAGCAUUGGAUUUACUGAAGCAAUUGGUGAUUUGCGUGUCAGCUUAGUUGGUCUAUCUGGUAUUUUCGUCGGAAUUGGCGAAGUGAUCGGCGGAGCUCUGUUUGGUAUCUUUGCAUCUAAGGUAUCUCGUGUUUGCGGCGUAUGGACAGUCGUGCUUACGGGAUUUUGUGUACAUUUGUUUGCCUUCCUUACCAUUUUUCUGAAUCUGCCAAAUGACUGCCCCUUCGGUGAUACUACUGACGUAGGGUUUAUUAAUCCUUCACCGAUUUUAGCCAUGGCCGGAAGUCUUGCUUUAGGCUUUGGAGAUGCUUGUUAUAAUACGCAAGUGUACUCGUUAUUAGGAACACUUUAUGCACAAAACAAUGCAUCAGCAUUUGCAUUAUUUAAAUUUUGCCAAUCACUUGCAGCUGCAGUGAGCUUUGCUUACAGUAAUGUCAUCGGUCUUUAUAUACAACUUCUUAUAUUAGUGAUAAGUAUCAUUGUUGGUACUAUUACAUUUUGUUUUGUUGAACGUAUUGCGAGAAUAGAAAAUGAUAAUACACCGUCCGAAGCUAAUUCAACAUUUGUUACACAAUAAGUAACAGAUUCGUAUAUUUAGAAAACAAUGAUGGAAAUAUAAAUAAUGCUCAAGAAACUAUUGUAUUCCUUAUUGAAAAGGAUUAUUACUUUUAGUUAAUAAGCGAAUAAUUAAUUUUAUACUGAAUCUGUAUAUUUUAUACUGUAUAUAUAUAUCGACAUAAUUGGAUAAUUCCAUUGUUAUAGUAUUAUUAAGAAGAAAAUAGCAUGUUUGCCAAAUUACUUGGAUAAUUUUUAAAUGAAGACUUUUAAAAUAAUUUUUACUGAAAAA